CUCAAGGUGUAAAAUACCUGUUCCCUGUGCAAGUGAGGACUUUCCAGCCCAUAUAUGAUGGCAAAGAUGUAAUUGCUCAAGCUCGAACAGGAACAGGCAAAACCAUUUCUUUUGCUCUUCCGCUGAUUGAAAAACUUCAGAGUGUCUUGCUAGAUGGGAGAAGAGGCCGUGCACCAACAGUGCUGGUUCUUGUUCCAACCAGGGAACUGGCCACACAGGUAGCCAAAGAGUUCAAGAAUCUCACUAAGAAACUGUCAGUGGCUUGUUUUUAUGGAGGAACUCCUUACAAAGAACAGAUUGAUCUCCUUAAAAGUGGCAUUGAUAUUCUAGUGGGAACGCCUGGACGGAUCAAAGACCAUAUUCAGAAUAGCAAACUGGAACUUUCCAGCGUGAAGCAUGUUGUUUUGGAUGAAGUUGAUCACAUGUUAGAUAUGGGCUUUGCUGAACAAGUGGAAGAAAUCUUAGGAUUUGCUUAUAAAAAAGGUUCUGAAAACAACCCCCAGACACUGCUGUUUUCUGCAACUUGUCCACGAUGGGUGUAUGAUGUAGCAAAAAAAUACAUGAAAGAUGAUUGUGAACGUGUUGACCUGAUUGGAAAGAAGACUCAGAGGACUGCCACAACUGUGGAACAUUUGGCUAUACAGUGUCGCUCGUCUCAGAGAGCAGGAGUUCUGGGAGAUAUCAUUCAAGUCUACAGUGGCAGCCAUGGGCGGACCAUUGUCUUUUGUGAGACCAAAAACGAAGCAAAUGAACUGGCUAUGAAUGCUUCACUCAAACAGGAUGCCCAGUCAUUGCAUGGUGACAUUCCACAGAAACAGAGAGAAAUUACAUUAAAAGGCUUUAGAGAUGGUGUGUUUGAAGUUUUGAUUGCAACAAAUGUAGCUGCCCGUGGUUUGGAUAUUCCUGAGGUUGACCUUGUUAUACAGUGUUCACCACCAAAAGAUGUUGAUUCCUACAUUCAUCGUUCUGGACGUACAGGUCGAGCUGGCCGGACUGGGAUCUGCAUUUGUUUAUUUCAGAGAAGAGAAGAAGAUCUUCUAAAACAAGUUGAGCACAAAGCGGGGAUUACAUUUAAGCGUGUAGGUGUUCCCUCUGCUACAGAUGUAAUUGAAGCUUCAAGUAAUGAUGCCAAAAAGUUGUUGGAGGCCAUUCCUCCUUCUGCAGUAGACUACUUCAGAAAAUCUGCUCAAGAGAUCAUAGAUGAAAAAGGGGCAGUUGCUGCCCUGGCUGCAGCUCUAGCCCAUAUUUCUGGGGCAUCUUACAUACAGCAGCGCUCCUUACUCAACUCAACUGCGGGCUUCGUGACUAUGGUGUUGAAGUGUUCAAUAGCAAUGCAUACAAUGAGCUAUGCCUGGCGAGGACUAAAAGAACAGCUUGGUGAGGAAGUAGAUUCCAAAGUAUCCUCAAUGCGUUUCCUCAAGGGGAAGAUGGGGGUGUGCUUUGAUGUCCCUGUUGGCGAGCUAAGUAACAUACAGGAACAGUGGAGGGACACCAGGCGUUGGCAACUGUCGGUGGCAAAGGAACUGCCUGAGCUGGAAGAGUACCCCCAGGAGGCAGGACGAGGGUUCUCCAGGUUUGGAAAUGGGAGGCAAGGUGUUGGAGGCUUCAAGAGAAACAACUGGUUUAAGAAUGGAAACCGAGGACAUGAUUUUAACAAGUCACUUGAUUAG
This is a messenger RNA of Nestor notabilis (Kea), 1670 nucleotides long. Its product is annotated as nucleolar RNA helicase 2-like. The transcript has 12 exons. Lineage: Eukaryota; Metazoa; Chordata; Aves; Psittaciformes; Psittacidae. The annotation marks the transcript as partial. Gene Ontology annotation, molecular function: ATP binding; RNA binding; helicase activity. The record is from RefSeq and is a predicted model, not a curated record.